GCCCACAAAUUUGGGAAAAAACACGGAAAUCACGGAAUUUUGUCGAAAUGCAGAAAAAAAGUUCGUUUAGUUCAAAUUCAAUUCAAUUGAAACACAAAAUGUUUCUUUGGCCCCAAUUCGGCCCUGGGAAUCCAUUUUUCUUGACAUUUUUUUUGUCUUUGUUUGUUUACUUUCUCUAAAAAUUGCAUUUUCUUCAUUAAAUCUUUGUUGUCAAUGCAAAAUAAAUCGAUUUUCUACUAAUUUGGAUCAUCAAGAUGAAAUCCUGAACUUGAGAUUUCCCCUAAAAACAUCAAAGAAGGAGGAAAAUCUGCUGGAAAUUCUUCAUUUAAAAGUCAGUGACUAAAUGCUCCAAAGGUCACACAAAACUUCAUCCCACGUCCAGUUGCAACGCAUUUCAUGACGACAGAUGUGAUUGAAAGUGUCCACGUAGCUGAGGAAAGUGAGGAAAACAUGACUGAUGAGGAGGGAUGCUGCAUUUCCCGGAAGCAUCUGGAAUUUAAUUGUAGAUCUCGAAAUAUCCAAAGAAGGCCAAAUGCAAGCGAUGGGAUGUGGUUGUGUGUCCUGCUUCCAUUGGCGCUCAUCAUUAACUCCUGGACGUACCAAAAGUCCUCGAGUUUGUUGUACAAAGUUUGUGGAUUAAUUAGUUUUGGGCUCUUCCUGCAAUCCCUGGAGAUUCUCUUCAAGCUCAGCUGUAGAUCAGUCAAUGUAAUUGCCAAUCUUGCCAGCAAAGUCGUUCCGGGGAUUGCAACAUCGCUGCUUAUUUGGUUCCUCCUGAAUAUCAAACUUCUAUUUAGCUUUGCUUGUGGGCUUCCUUGCUGCUUGAUCUUCAACUUUAUCUUCCUCUUCCUGCUCCGUCACCUGCCAAGGAGUUUUACACUCGGAGAAGCCACAAUAGUAGCCCAGGGCUUGGUUGUCUUCCUCUUUGGGGCCUCUGUUAAAGUCUUCAUCGCCUUUGAUGAGCCUCCGGAGGUGAAGAUUGAGGAAAUGACGGCAAUUCUCUCAGUUACUCUCCUGGGUGUCUUCCUGCUCAUCACCAUCACCUACGGGGUGUCCUUUUGUCGUCGUCCUGCUGUUUUCCUCAUCCUUCUCGCUGCAUGGGUCAUCCUAACCCUCCUUGCACCCAUCACAGAUCCCCUUCCCGUGGAACUUGUUGCUGAAUUCAUCUUCCUGGACACGGGGAGGUUGUCAGUCCUCCUUAUCUAUGCAGGUGUUGCCGGUAUAACGGGUGCCUUUGUGGCGUGGAAGAUCAGCAAGAAGAGCUCAACGAGUGUCUCCGUGCGGAAGAUUUUUCACCUCGUCAUUGUCAUUGUCUACCUCAUUGGGAUCAUUUUCCAAUGUACAAUGCUCUUCCUGCUCUCUGGCCUGGUCUUGGCACUCUUCAUUGUCUUCGAGGCCGUCCGUUUGGUUGCCUUCCCCAAGAUUGCUCCACACCUGGAGGCAAUUAUUGCGGCAUUUGUGGAUGCAAAAGAUGCCGGAUUGGUGGCUUUUACACCAAUCUACCUCCUUGCCGGUUGCUCUCUCCCACUGUGGUUCCAUCCAUCUCCCUGUGAUCUCACGGACUCCACAACCUUCACCCUCCUACCGCUCAUUGCUGGUGUUCUCUCGGUGGGAAUUGGCGACACAAUGGCCGGGGUUGUUGGGAGCAAAUUCGGUCGGCAUCGGCUCGUCAAUUCGCAGAAAACAGUCGAGGGGACUGUAGCCAACAUUGCCAGUCAAUUAGGAAUGAUUUUCUUCCUGCACUUUGUGGGACUUUUGCAUCUCAACAUCUUCACAAUCAUCAUCAGUUUCGUCGGAGUCAUUGCAAAUGCAAUAAUUGAAGCGAAAACAGAUCAAGUGGACAAUCUCUUUCUGCCUCUAGUCACAUUCAUCAUCUUCUCAUUACGCUUCUAGAGAGUUAAAAAUGAGCAAUUUAUGAUAUUUGCUUGUACACACACGAUGUUUUUUAUUUUCAUGAAUGAAGGAGAAAAAGGUGAAUGGGAUGAGCUCCAUAAGCAAUUAUUAUGUAUCAUAAAAGUCGCCCCAAAUUCGGGAAAUGUCGCGCAUUAAAUAAGAUUAGGAACAACAAAUUUUGCAAAUAAAUUUAUAUUAUUAUAUCACA
Lutzomyia longipalpis is the source of this 2098-nucleotide messenger RNA. It is a transcript of the gene Dolk, whose product is annotated as dolichol kinase. The coding region runs from base 397 to 1890 and encodes 497 amino acids. The transcript has 4 exons. Gene Ontology annotation, cellular component: endoplasmic reticulum membrane. Lineage: Eukaryota; Metazoa; Arthropoda; Insecta; Diptera; Psychodidae. Gene Ontology annotation, molecular function: dolichol kinase activity. The record is from RefSeq and is a predicted model, not a curated record. Gene Ontology annotation, biological process: dolichyl monophosphate biosynthetic process.